Molecule: messenger RNA, 840 nt
Organism: Rhinocladiella mackenziei CBS 650.93
Lineage: Eukaryota; Fungi; Ascomycota; Eurotiomycetes; Chaetothyriales; Herpotrichiellaceae
Exons: 2
Coding region: 1-840 (279 amino acids)
Source: RefSeq, a predicted model, not a curated record
AUGUCACGCAGAAUUGACCAAUUUCCGGAGCCAGGCCCCUCCCAACGGCGCGUCAAGCUUGUUGUGGCAAGUGUUAGCCGAACUGGCACAUUAGGCCUAUACCAAGCACUCCAGAUUCUAGGCUACAAGGUGUAUCACAUGGGCGAAUUGGUGCUUGUCGGAGGGGUUCCGCACAUGGAAAUCCUCGACGAAGGCGUCCGGGCCCAAUUCAAUCGCUUCUCAGGAAUCUUGCGCUACGACAAGGCAGAAUUCGACAAAUGGUUCGCCGACUACGAUGUCCUGAUCGAAAUCCCAAGCUUCUUCGGCCUCGAGAUGCUCGAAGCAUAUCUUGCCGACCCCGAGGUGAAAUUCCUCCUUACGGAACGCUCCCCGGACAGCUGGGUGAAGUCGUUUAACAAUUUCGUCGGCGUCAAUGUCCAGGACUGCGAGUCGCCGCCCUUGAGUAUCCUCCGUUACUUCAACAAGACGCUCCGGUACUUCUACCGGGUCAACCGGGUCAUAUAUUCUACUUUCAGCGAGAAUACACGGAUUGGCGACCAGCGGAACGAAGAGUAUCUGCGACAGAAUUACGUCCGAUAUAUCGAACGGGUCAAGAAGAUUAUCCCGCCGGAACGACUGUAUGUGCUGCGUCUAGAGGACGGCCUUGGGUGGAAUGAGAUCUGCCCGUACUUGGGCAAGCCGAUUCCGGAUGUCAAAUAUCCUCAGGGCCAGGAACAUGCGGACCUGAAGGCAAGGCUCCUCGCGCCUUUGAUACGGGAUGCCGUGAUGAAAAUUGGGCUCUUGACGGCUCCGGCUGUGGGUGUUGGGGCUUGGUUUGCAUGGAAACGAUUUGGACGAUGA